Molecule: messenger RNA, 975 nt
Organism: Ailuropoda melanoleuca (giant panda)
Lineage: Eukaryota; Metazoa; Chordata; Mammalia; Carnivora; Ursidae
Gene: CPLX1
Product: complexin 1
Exons: 3
Coding region: 76-480 (134 amino acids)
Biological process (GO): regulation of neurotransmitter secretion; neurotransmitter transport; synaptic vesicle exocytosis
Cellular component (GO): SNARE complex; terminal bouton
Molecular function (GO): syntaxin binding
Source: RefSeq, a predicted model, not a curated record
GCAGAGAACUUCUGGCCACACUUGCAUGUGAGUUCCGAGCCUUGGAGAAGCCGUAAAGGAAUCAAAGCCAUCGUCAUGGAGUUCGUGAUGAAACAGGCCCUGGGAGGGGCCACAAAAGACAUGGGGAAGAUGCUUGGGGGUGACGAGGAGAAGGACCCCGAUGCAGCCAAGAAGGAAGAGGAGCGCCAAGAGGCCCUGAGGCAGGAGGAAGAGGAGCGCAAGGCCAAGUACGCCAAGAUGGAGGCUGAGCGUGAGGCCAUGCGUCAGGGCAUCCGAGACAAGUACGGCAUCAAGAAGAAGGAGGAGCGCGAGGCCGAGGCCCAGGCCGCCAUGGAGGCCAAUUCGGAGGGCAGCCUGACGAGGCCCAAGAAGGCCAUCCCGCCGGGCUGUGGGGAUGAGCCGGAGGAAGAGGACGAGAGCAUCCUGGACACGGUCAUCAAGUACCUGCCCGGGCCGCUGCAGGACAUGUUCAAGAAGUAACAACCCUGCGCUGGACGGCAGCCCGCCCGAGCCCGGAGCCCCACCCCUCCCCGCCCCCUCGCCUACCUACCCCUGUACAUGCCCUCCGCGGAGGCCCCUUGAAGGGAUGUCGGGAGCAGAGUGCAGCCCCCCAACGCCAAUAUAAGCCAUAGUCCUAGAUCUGUCAGCCCUAUGCCCCCCUCAUACCUCGGGAGCCUGCGCGCACCUCUCACCCCCACCCCUCUCCCCGCACUGCCAUCGCCACCGCCACCGGCGGAGGGGUCCCCGCCCCUCCCCAGGGCCCCUGCGGUCUGUGCUGCAGGCCCCGGGGACCAGCCCACGUGCUCCUCUGGGUUGGACCCUCCCCCAGAGCCUGGGACGUCCCUUACUGCUCCCGCCCUUCACACCCACCCAGCAGUGCCCGAGGCCAGGGCCACCGAAAGGGCCAGCAUCUUGAUCACCCCUCGGUGCGCCGUCCCUGCGUUCGUGGCGCUUGUCCGGUCCCAAACUCAGGAG